Molecule: messenger RNA, 2122 nt
Organism: Zophobas morio
Lineage: Eukaryota; Metazoa; Arthropoda; Insecta; Coleoptera; Tenebrionidae
Gene: Mvl
Product: protein Malvolio
Exons: 8
Coding region: 231-1925 (564 amino acids)
Biological process (GO): metal ion transport; response to manganese ion; manganese ion homeostasis
Cellular component (GO): apical plasma membrane
Molecular function (GO): iron ion transmembrane transporter activity; manganese ion transmembrane transporter activity; cadmium ion transmembrane transporter activity
Source: RefSeq, a predicted model, not a curated record
UACAGCGGCGACUAUUCAAUCAUACUUAACUUAAGUCGAGACAAGAGCAAAGUCAUUCGUGCGCCGACUAGAGUCGCGUCUGCUCGUCCCGUCGUCCCGAAAAUUCGAACCCGCGGCAAUUCGCACCAACGACAACGCCAACCUCAAACAAAUGUUAAGGUUAUCGCAUUCCUCGGAAAAACCACGCUCCAAUCACUAAAAUGAUUCAGUGAUUAUCAGAAACGUGCACGAUGUCCUCAGAAAGUCGCGAGCCUGGCGAUGGGCCGCAGCCGCCGCCCCCCGUCCCCACCGCCAACGAAACCACCCAACUCACCCCCGCCUCCACCUACUUCGCCGACGAAAAAAUCCAAAUCCCGGAAAUCGAGUCCUCGGGGUUCAGUUUCAGGAAGUUGUGGGCGUUCACGGGUCCUGGGUUUCUCAUGUCCAUUGCUUAUCUGGACCCUGGUAACAUCGAGAGUGACUUACAAAGCGGCACCGUCGCCCAGUAUAAAUUACUAUGGGUUUUGUUAAGCGCGACGAUUUUGGGGCUGCUCAUGCAACGACUGAGCGCUCGUUUGGGGGUGGUCACCGGGUUGCAUUUAGCAGAAAUGUGUUACCGACAAUACCGAAAAGUCCCAAGACUCAUCCUCUGGAUUAUGAUUGAAAUAGCCAUCAUUGGGUCUGACAUGCAAGAAGUCAUAGGCACAGCGAUUGCGAUUUACUUGUUGUCUAAUAAAGCGAUCCCGCUAUGGGGCGGCGUUUUAAUCACGAUCGUGGACACUUUCACCUUCCUGUUCCUGGAUAAGUACGGCUUGAGAAAACUGGAGCUGUUUUUCGGGUUGCUGAUCACGGUGAUGGGGGUGACGUUCGGGUUUGAGUACAUCACGUCUAAGCCGAGUCAGCUGGAGGUGAUCGAGGGGAUGUUCGUGCCGUGGUGCGAGGGGUGCGACUCAGGGGCACUUCUCCAAGCCGUGGGGAUCGUUGGUGCCGUGAUCAUGCCCCACAACCUCUACCUCCACUCCGCCCUCGUGAAAUCCCGCGACGUCGAUCGCACCCGAUCGACCAAAAUCCGCGACGCCAACUUGUACUUCUUCGUGGAAGCCGCCAUCGCCCUCUUCGUCAGUUUCGUGAUCAACGUCUUCGUGGUGGCGGUUUUCGCCCACGGACUCUACCACAAAACAAACAAAGAAGUGCACGAUUUGUGCGUGCACUACCCUUCGAUCAACGCGUCGAUUUUCCCCGAGAACGACAACUACGUAGACGCGGAUUUGUACAAAGGGGGCAUUUUCCUGGGGUGCACGUACGGGUUGAUAGCCAUGUACAUAUGGGCCGUGGGGAUUUUAGCCGCUGGACAGAGUUCCACGAUGACUGGGACUUACGCUGGACAGUUCACCAUGGAGGGGUUCCUCAAUUUGCAAUGGGCGCGCUGGAAGAGAGUCCUGUUCACCAGGACCAUCGCGAUUAUUCCGACGUUUUGUCUCGCCUUCUUCAGCCACAUUGAGGACUUGACGGGGAUGAACGACGUUCUCAACGCCAUUAUGAGCUUGCAGUUGCCGUUCGCCACGAUUCCGACGAUCGCGUUCACGAGUAAUCCGCAGAUAAUGGGGGAGUUUGUGAAUGGAUGGUUUAAUAAAGUGGCGUCUAUACUACUAAGCGUGGUGGUGAUCGCCAUCAACACCUACUUCGUGGUUCAAACCAUGAACGACCUGCACUUACACUGGUACGCCCUAUUCUUCGUGGUGAUAAUAGGAAUUUGUUAUUUGAUAUUCUGUGCAUAUCUUGUGAUCCAUAUGGCCAUAUCAAUGGGGAAUACGAAUUUACUGAGGUACGGUCUAGUCAGGAGGUACAUCAUGGCCCCCACUGAUGCCCAAUUGUCCGUAAACCCGAUUAGCUACUCGAGCUUAAAGAAAAAAGAUAAUGUACUAACGAAAGACUUGAAAUUUUGACUUAUCGAUAUCGGACUGGACCUUGGGCAGUACCGCGACGGAAAUUGCCAGAUUUUGACGCUAUUUAGUGAAUUGUACAUUCUAGAGAUUGUAGUUUUAUAAUGUAACAAUCGUGACGUGUGAUAUUUUACAUUGUGUAACGUGCAUAGAAAUUGACGCUGUAAUUGUUACGAAAUAUAUUUUAUUUACAGUUUUUA